Saccharomyces paradoxus is the source of this 1164-nucleotide messenger RNA. It is a transcript of the gene MAP1, whose product is annotated as methionine aminopeptidase MAP1. Gene Ontology annotation, biological process: proteolysis. Gene Ontology annotation, molecular function: metalloaminopeptidase activity. Lineage: Eukaryota; Fungi; Ascomycota; Saccharomycetes; Saccharomycetales; Saccharomycetaceae. The coding region runs from base 1 to 1164 and encodes 387 amino acids. The record is from RefSeq and is a predicted model, not a curated record. The transcript has a single exon.
AUGGCCACAACUACUACAACAGUUACCGCUUCCGAACAGAAUUCUGAUCCUACCAAGAUACAUUGUGCCGGUUUGCAAUGUGGUAGGGAGACUUCGUCCCAAAUGAAGUGUCCUGUAUGUCUAAAACAGGGCAUCGUUUCCAUUUUUUGUGACACAAGCUGUUAUGAAAACAACUACAAGGCUCACAAAUCUUUGCACAAUGCUAAAGACGGUUUGAAAGGUGCUUAUGAUCCCUUCCCAAAAUUCAAAUAUUCCGGUAAAGUGAAGGCUUCAUAUCCUUUGACUCCAAAGAGAUACGUCCCUGAAGAUAUUCCUAAACCAGAUUGGGCUGCCAACGGACUGCCAGUUAGUGAACAAAGAAACGACAGACUUAACAACAUUCCUAUCUACAAGAAGGACCAAAUUAAAAAGAUUAGAAAGGCCUGCAUGUUGGGUAGAGAGGUUCUUGAUAUUGCCGCUGCUCAGGUCAGACCAGGUAUUACUACAGAUGAAUUAGAUGAAAUCGUUCACAAUGAAACAAUCAAGAGAGGUGCUUAUCCUUCCCCUCUCAACUACUACAAUUUCCCUAAAUCCCUCUGUACCUCUGUCAAUGAAGUUAUCUGUCACGGUGUGCCUGACAAAACCGUAUUGAAGGAAGGUGAUAUUGUCAAUUUGGAUGUUUCCUUAUACUACCAAGGUUAUCAUGCUGACUUAAACGAAACGUAUUAUGUUGGUGAGAACAUUUCUAAGGAAGCUCUUAAUACCACUGAGACAUCAAGAGAAUGUUUGAAGCUAGCCAUUAAAAUGUGUAAGCCAGGUACUACCUUUCAAGAGUUAGGUGAUCAUAUUGAGAAACAUGCUGCCGAAAAUAAGUGCAGUGUAGUAAGAACCUAUUGUGGACAUGGUGUUGGUGAGUUUUUCCACUGUUCCCCCAAUAUUCCUCAUUACGCCAAGAAUAGGACACCUGGUGUUAUGAAACCGGGUAUGGUUUUCACCAUCGAACCUAUGAUUAAUGAGGGUACUUGGAAGGAUAUGACCUGGCCUGAUGACUGGACUUCUACCACUCAAGAUGGUAAAUUGAGUGCUCAAUUUGAACAUACUCUGUUGGUUACCGAACAUGGUGUUGAAAUCCUAACGGCCAGGAGUAAGAAAUCUCCAGGUGGUCCAAGACAAAGAAUUAAAUAG